AUGCUAUCAUGUUACUUUUUGGAUUUUUUUCUUUUUUUUUUUUUAGCAAUAACUACAACGUGCUCUGAUGACUGGUUGUUAGUCAGAAUGAAAAUAAGGCCCUUUGAUAACAACACAGAAAUUAAAAUUGGCGACAUACACCUGGGAGAUAACUGUCCUGUAACAAGACUGUUGUCAUUUAACUAUGAGUUUUCUUAUCCUGUCACUUCUUGUGGGAUCAAGAAAAUUAUGUUCCAAAGAAAUGAUGAUGCCAUAUUAUCAGAGAUCAGUUACAGACCAAGGUUGCAUACUACUUAUGAAUUUCCAGUGGUUUGCUUUGUGAAGAGGCUUAAAUUCCCACCUGCGAUGCAUUUUGGAAUGAGUGUGUUUGAUGCCAACACCUUGAAAGAAAUCCCUCAAAAAUCAAAAACAAGAGUCACCAGCUCCCACACAAAGUAAAACAUGGGCACCUAAUUUUAAAAGUGUUAAUAAGGAGCAACUCUCCAAGAAGUCACUGCAUCAAUAAUGCCUGUGUUAUAACACCCUCUCCUCCCCAAAGCACAGGAGCAAGUGGUACAUACUUGCUGAGAACCAGUUUCAUCAAUACUGUUGAUAUGUCUGUACAAAGAUGAGUAGCAAUAUCUGUUACCAGUUUCACUACAUUUUGGAGUUUGGGAUAACAUAUCUAUACCAUGAUAUUUACAUCUUUGAAUGAGUUAAUUUUAAGUGAAAUUGCCAUUCUAACUCUGAAAUCAAGUUCAUACAUAAU
Messenger RNA from Piliocolobus tephrosceles (Ugandan red Colobus), 748 nucleotides. It is a transcript of the gene OOSP4B, whose product is annotated as oocyte secreted protein family member 4B. Bases 1 to 438 code for a protein of 145 amino acids. The transcript is spliced from 4 exons. NCBI's taxonomy places the organism in Eukaryota, Metazoa, Chordata, Mammalia, Primates, Cercopithecidae. The record is from RefSeq and is a predicted model, not a curated record.